Messenger RNA from Desarmillaria tabescens, 1973 nucleotides. RefSeq lists its product as uncharacterized. The annotation marks the transcript as partial. NCBI's taxonomy places the organism in Eukaryota, Fungi, Basidiomycota, Agaricomycetes, Agaricales, Physalacriaceae. Gene Ontology annotation, molecular function: RNA polymerase II cis-regulatory region sequence-specific DNA binding; DNA-binding transcription factor activity, RNA polymerase II-specific. Gene Ontology annotation, cellular component: nucleus. The transcript has 2 exons. The record is from RefSeq and is a predicted model, not a curated record. Gene Ontology annotation, biological process: regulation of transcription by RNA polymerase II.
GUGAUGCCGAGCGAUGCCGAAGAAGAUCAAAUAAGUAUCCGGGGUCUGAUGUCAGGCAACAGAAAGUAUAAAGGCUGAGAACAAUCGGACUCAUUGAUCCCCCAAUCCGUGUGAGCCCUCGCCCUUUUACGCCCGUCGUUGUCUGUUCACCUUCUUUCUGUUACCUUCUCUUGACAACAUGUCUCGCCAUCGCCUAAGCAUCUCCCUCGGUUCCUCUCGCAGGCGCUCGUUAGCAUCGCGGGGUUCUUACGGUACUCGCCCACAAGGUCAGCCGACUCAGCAGAUAUCGUUCGCACCCAAUGUGACCCCCGUCUCGUACGACCAACCUGAUGAUGACGAUGCUGCGAUGGGUGAUGAAGAUGAAGACUCUAUGUUGUUCCCGGCGAGCACAGAGCCUCGCCCAGAGUCCAAGCGAAAACCCAAGUCAAAGGACCCCAAUCACAUCCCACGCCCCGCUAACGCAUUCAUGCUCUUCCGUGCUGACUUUGUGCGCCAAAAGCACGUCCCUGGUAGCAUCGAAACGAAUCACGGGAGCUUAUCUAAAAUCAUUGGCGGCAUCUGGCACGGCUUACCUCUUAACGAGAAGAAAAAAUGGGAAGCCCGUGCGCGGCAAGAGAAAGCUCGCCAUAAAAAACAAUAUCCUACUUAUCAGUUCCGCCCCGUACACAAUAAGAACAAGAAGGGUAAGACCAAGUCCACCAAGAGCAAGAAGAAGGCGGCGCCUAAGCAGCGCCCAGUUGAGGUUGACGAGAAGCGCUGUCAGGACGUUGCUUCACUCUUGCUCGAUGGGAAGAAGGGUGAUGAACUCGCCGAGGCUGUGCGUCAAUUGGAUCAGACGCGGCUCGCUCUGGGACUGGUUAGUCGUAGGAGUUCGAGCGUCCCGCCUGAACUUGACUUGGCGGGCGGUCCUAUCCAACUUCCGUCCCUUCUGUCUUCGGAUUCUCUUCCUCGUCGUCCUUCUUCGACUCAACCAUUUGUUUACCUUCCUUACCCGCCUCCGGUAUUCGAGUCGAACUAUCUACCGCCUGCCCUACCCGAAGUUAACACGUCUCUCUUCUCCUCCCUUAACCCCUUCGCCGCUACUUGUCCUCCGCCUCCAUCCUUCCAUCAUGUGUCAGUCUCUCCGUUCGAGCAAGUCGAUUACGUGGGUCCAUUCGACUAUCCUCCUCCGUCGUUGGCUCCCUCCUCGGUUUAUUCUUCCUCGCAAGGCUCAUCCCAAGGCAGUUCCUCCCAAGCUUCUUCUCCAGGCCCUGAGGAGUUGCCGGUUUACGCUCCCCAGCCUCAGAUGCCAGCCUUCGGAUGGAUGCCUAAAGAGCAGAGAAUGUCUCUUGCAGACAUACAUGACGUGACCAUGGUGCCUCAAGAGACGCGCCUCUCCAUUUCGUCGCACUUUGGACGAUCUUGGGAGGAUAUUAGUGACGAGUGGUCGAGGAUGGCUGUCACUGGCGGCAGGUUUUCGUUGAGCGAUAUCCUGUUUAGCGCUGAGGAUAUGUCGAUGGGUGCCGUACCUGAUUUCGGUGAAUUUGGCAAUAAUUAAACGCACAAGGACUUUUUUCCCUCUUCUUUUCAUGUGUUCAUCCUUGCUUUCAAUUGCUGUUCUUGUUAUAGCAUAUCUAUCCGCUACAUCUUAUAUGUAUCCAUAGCUUUUCCGCUCACCUCACCCUAACCCUGUAGCCUCCGAAACGUAUCUAUAUCUAUCCUAGAUCCUGUUUAUUGGCCUGGAUGGCCUUCACUGUAUUCAAACGUUGACUUUGGAAUGAAAAUCGAUGCGUAUCGCACUGCCUUGGAACGAUUAUGUGUCUAAUCUUAGGGUUGCUAAGUAGGAUUGAAUGAACGUGUAUAAAAAAUGUUACGAAAGAGGUAUAAAUUACGGGACCUACGGGCAUGACGUCGACCCAGACACUAUCGAUCUUUGGCAGCCGAGCUAAGUAUGUUUCAUUAGAGUCAUCUAUAUCAUUUAUGCCACUUUUGAA